GUCGUCGUCGUCGUGUCGUCGUUUCUACAUUAUCGCACACGCGUUUUACGUACGCGCGACCGUGCACGCACACGCGUACGAGAUGCGUGUUUCUCUGUGCGAUAAGCUCCGUAAGCAUCACGCGAGGCUCCGGCAGGCACGCAGAGGCCUCGGCUGCUCCAGUGCAGCUAAUGUACACGGGUACGAUGCAACCUUGGCACCGAUGGGAACGAGCCGUGAAGAGCAGGUCCUGCUAUCGCGUAUCGUGUGUACACGUGUACGCGCGCACAUCGCAUACAACAUCGCCUCUUCUAUUGAACCAGACACUUCAUUCGGACGGGAAGAGGAUUCCCCUAUAGGGAAGGUGUCCGAUAAUCUUUUUUCGGCGAUCCGAAACACAAAUACGAACGUGGAAUUCGAAUAAGAGUGAGAUCACGUCCGAGUCUUGGAGCUUCUUUUUUUAGAACGAUAUUCAUAGUUCGUUCUUAUUUUAAGACCGUUUUAAGUAAAGGAUUGGCACUGGAAAUCGGGGAAAAUGUCAAGGAAAUUGAGAACGAUCAAUGCAAAUCAGGAAAAAAGUCAGGGAAUUUUGGCAAAAUUUUCUGGAAAGAUCCUUGGCUUUGUGAUUAAAUAAAAUAAAAUUAAAGAAGUUCAAUAUGUGCACAUCCUAUUUUUGCAGUUUUGAAAUACUACUAACUUAACAAUUGAGUGCAAGCAAUGCCAGCAACAUCAAUAGCAAUUUAUAUUGCUAUGUUAAAUUGUGUUCCUUCAAUAAAAUAUUUGAUGAUUUCCAAAUCAGGACGAAAAUACAACAAAAUUUCAAAAUAUUAUUGAAGACAGGCGGAUCAGGUAAAAAACUGUGGAAUUUUAAGAUAAAAAGAAUUUGUGACAACCAUGUCUUAAUAUGAUAUACAGCUGUCUCAUUCAUAACACAUUAAAAGAAAAAUGUCAAAAUAUUA
Molecule: messenger RNA, 938 nt
Organism: Acromyrmex echinatior (Panamanian leafcutter ant)
Lineage: Eukaryota; Metazoa; Arthropoda; Insecta; Hymenoptera; Formicidae
Gene: usp
Product: retinoid X receptor ultraspiracle
Biological process (GO): regulation of DNA-templated transcription
Cellular component (GO): nucleus
Molecular function (GO): nuclear steroid receptor activity; sequence-specific DNA binding; zinc ion binding
Source: RefSeq, a predicted model, not a curated record